AAUUUGUUGCAACUUGCAAGGACCGAAGGAGGAUUUUUCUUUUUCAAAAUACAAAAGUGGGGUUUUGUUUUUGUACCAGCACCAGGCCGUCGGUUUUGAACACGUUUAGAAGAGAAAUUGCAAAUGGAGCUUCCAUUCUUAUUUCAGCAAAAUGCUAGAUCAAUUGGACUUCAAGCUAGUUAUUUUUGAUGACAUAUUUCAUCUUGAUUAAUACUGUAAUCGUUUGUGGAAUUAAUUAAUUUUUGCUUAGUGACAAGUAAUUAGACCUAUUGAAUUCGUCAAGUUUUAGUUUUUCUAAAUUUCUUUGUUGUUUUUGGUGAAAUCAGAACAAAUUGUAUCAACCAUCAUAAUGUCAAGUAUUCCUCUGUGUUUCAAAAUGAAAGUGUGGUACGCUGCCAGAGAUGGUUUAGCUAUGACUAUUGUAUCAUUAUUGGAAGGAAAACAUCCAGACGUUAUCAAUGAAGUUUUAUCUCAGAAAGUGACCGAAGAGUAUGGAGAUAACUGCACUCCCCUGAUAAUUGCUGCUAAAAAUGGCCACGAGAAAGUGGUUAGAGUUCUUAUUUCGAGGUUUAAUCCUGAUCUCGAACUAGAAGGCUCAGUCAAAGUGGAAAACGUUGUAGUUGAGGGCGCGAGUGCUCUUUGGUGUGCUGCAGAUUCGGGCCACUUGAAUGUUGUGAAAAUUCUAGUGAAAGGUGGUGCGAAUAUCAACCACCCCACUUUGUCCAACUCGACGCCAUUGAGGGCGGCUUGCUUCGAAGGAUAUCUGGACGUGGUGAAGUAUCUAACCGAGCAUGGCGCCGACCUCACCAUUGCCAAUAUCUACAAUAAUACGUGUCUCAUGAUUGCUGCCUUCAAAGGAAACAGAGAUAUUGUUAGUUACCUACUGGAGAAAGGCGUGGACCCUGACGAGAAAGACUAUUGUGGCGAAACAGCGAUGCACUUUGCAGCCGAGUGUGGCCAUAUCAACAUCGUCAGGGAACUUUUGCAAUAUAAUGCCGAAAUCACCAAGAACAAAUACGGUAUGACUCCACUAUUAACGGCAGCAGAUAGAACAAAAGAAAAUCUUGUGUGUUUCCUUGUCGAUAGACCUGAAGUUUCACUUAGGGAGAAAAUUGAUGCGCUGGAGCUUUUAGGAGCAUCCUAUGCCAACAAUAGUCGGAAUUAUUCCUUGGAGUUGUCACAUCAUUAUCUGGUUAAAACUAUGGAACUCAGGUACCUGGAUGAUGAGAAUCCGAUACUGAAGCCGGAAGUCGAGCCGAUACAUGCUUACGACAACUGGCAGGAGUCUCAAACGCUUCAGCAGCUGGAAUCGAUUCGUUCGAACAGCGAGGCGCUACACAUGGAGUCGCUGGUGAUACGAGAGCGAAUCCUGGGCCAGUGCAACCCGGAAGUGCCUCACUCUGUGAUCUACCGCGGCGCCGUCUUCGCUGACAAUGCUCGCUUCGACCGCUGCCUCGACCUGUGGCUGCAUGCGCUCCAUCUCUGUCAGAUCAACCAUGCGUCUGUUUACAAGGAUCUCUUGAGGUUUGGUCAGGUGUUCUGCCAGAUGGUUCAUCUUGGUGUCGAUAUUAGUUUUUACUACAUAGAGAAAGUUUUAGAGGCGGCAGCACUAGAACUAGAAAGGAACAAAGAAAAAUUGCUAACUUGCACGUCUAAUGAAGAAGCUCAAUUGAGGGAGGAAAUGGAAAAGAAUGUGAUAAGUGCCUUGUAUGUAUUAGUUAUAUCUUCCAAACUGAAUAAUGAUUAUUGCAAGGACGACGACUUCAAACUUCGUAAACUAGUAUUCAAAUUAAAUAGGCUUCAGGUUACAUCAAGGAUUGGUCAGACUUUGCUGCACCUUUGUGUUAACCCAGAUACUCCAGUAGAUGAAUUUCAUACAAAUGAUGUUUGUAGGUUCCCUUGUUCAGAUACUGCCAAAUUAUUAAUCCAAUGCGGUGCUAAUGUUAAUGCAAUGGAUGAUGAAGGCAAUACUCCUUUACAUGUGAUAGUUCGAGAACAUUUUUCCAGUGAUUUCAUCGCUCUCCAUAAAAUUGUAAAUAGUUUGGUUGAAGCUGGUGCUCAUAUUGAUGUUGUUAAUGUAAAAGGAAAAACAGCUUUUGAAGUAGCAACGUCAGGCUUUGCUAAGAAUGUUAUUAGGAUGCACACAAAAAUUAACCUCAUAUGUAUGGCAGCGAAAGUUAUUCAGCAGAAUCGUGUUCCCUACUAUGGUCAAGUGCCUCAACAUCUUGAAGAAUACAUAGAUCUGCAUGGACCUGGCUCUAGACCGGAGAAAAAAGAACGAAAGUCUACUCUUGUUUCCUGUAAAGGUCGGCGAUUGGAUCAUUUUUGAAAAUCGUACCUGCUUUUCUACCUGUCAAUGAAAUGACAAGAACUGAUGCUGCACUAAUCAAAAAACAAUUUUAAUUUUUUUAUAAAACUGUUUUUUACCUUUCAAAAAUUGAUAAUGUUAUCAAUCCGUGGGACAAAUUUGCAAUAACUAUUUAGCACAAGCUGAGAACUUGAAUCGAAAAUGCUUAUUGCCAUACUUAUGUUAUAUCUUGUACUUGGUUUUAGCACCAGAAUCUCAUAAUGAAUUGGGGUUCUACCCCUUGAUCAAUACAUUUCAAACAGUCAUAUUUAUGAAAAACUGGUUUUUGUCCAGCUUUUUUGAAUUUUGAUUAAAAACCUUAUAUUUUGCUUUUACCUGAAUAAUUAAAAAAGUGUCUAGUCAUUGUAAUUUCGUUCUCUAGGCCAAACAGUUUAAAGAGGUUCGUACCUCUUAUGAAGAUUACCUUUACCUUUAUGAAGAUUUUUAAAGCUCUGAAAAAUUUGUAUUUUUUCAAACUUAUGAGUACAUGUAUAAAUUUGCAUCAUGCAACAAAUAUAUUUCAUGUGUUAGAACUAUAUUUUAUAUACUGUAGUUGAAAAAUCUUCAAACAAAUACUUAAAAUCAAAUAUACUUUUAUAGUAGCAGUACACUGAACCAAUCAAUAAUGAAAAGGAAAGGAAAAGUGAAGUGAGUUGCCCAACUUCGCCUUCUUAUAAAUUAAGUUAAUAAUAGUUACAUUUGUAAAACUGGUACUAAUGGUAAGCAGUUUCAUCAUGUCAUAUUAAUUUGAUUAUGUCAUAAUAUGUUUUAUUCGUUUGUUGCCAGCCAUUCUAACUGAUUGUGAACCCGAAAUUAUUGCUUCCAGUUCCCUCUCAUAUAGAAGUCAAUUCAUCAUAAAAAUAUUUUCUUUUGACUGAUUCGAUUUAAUUUUUAGUUCCUAUAAAAUAUUUAAGAAAAACAAAUAAUCUAAAAAAAUAAUUUAAAAUAGAUAUAGUUUGAUGAGCUUUUAUUCAAUUUGUCCAUUCUGUGGAAAAUAUAAUCCCAUACUGAAAAGAAUUCUCACUGAAAAGCCGCAAACUGCAUUACAAUAAAAGCCUAUUGUAAACUGUGUAAAUCUAUUUUAUGUUACAAAAAUAAUUGAGUGAAGGAUAUAGAAUUAGUUACAUCCUAAUAUUUACGGCAACCAUAUUAUUUUAUCAUCAUGAUGGAAGUGAAAUUAUAUAAUAUAGAGAUAACUACUGGCGAUUUUUACCAAAGAAAUAUGAAACUUUUUAUAUCAAAUUACUAGCCAUCAUUGCUAGAACAUGGUCUGGAUUUAUCAUGUAGAUCAGAUGAAAGGUUCCUAAAAAAUGUUAUCAAUCGAAAUAUCUACCUAUGCUCAAGUGGUUGAUAAGUAGUUAUUGAUAAUAAUAUUUCAAGUGCCAUUUUGCUGAAAAUAUUGUAUUAAUCUGGAAAUCGUAUUGCUCUUUAAUUUUUGUCAUAAUGUGUAAUCUAGAUUAAAAGAUAUUUUUUUAUUGAAUAUAU
Messenger RNA from Nilaparvata lugens (brown planthopper), 3832 nucleotides. RefSeq names its product protein fem-1 homolog B. The transcript has 13 exons. Lineage: Eukaryota; Metazoa; Arthropoda; Insecta; Hemiptera; Delphacidae. Gene Ontology annotation, molecular function: protein binding. The record is from RefSeq and is a predicted model, not a curated record. Bases 350 to 2329 code for a protein of 659 amino acids.